Messenger RNA from Cucurbitaria berberidis CBS 394.84, 1602 nucleotides. Its product is annotated as translation initiation factor-like protein eIF-2B subunit alpha. Gene Ontology annotation, molecular function: translation initiation factor activity; guanyl-nucleotide exchange factor activity. The record is from RefSeq and is a predicted model, not a curated record. Gene Ontology annotation, cellular component: eukaryotic translation initiation factor 2B complex. The transcript is spliced from 2 exons. Bases 48 to 1115 code for a protein of 355 amino acids. Lineage: Eukaryota; Fungi; Ascomycota; Dothideomycetes; Pleosporales; Cucurbitariaceae. Gene Ontology annotation, biological process: translational initiation.
AUUCACAAAUCCAGCGCAACCCCAACACUACAGGAUUGAACGCCAAAAUGAGCGCCGAGUCGGAACCGAAACCGCUGCCAGAGUUUGAUAUUGUAGCGACGUACCGCCGAAUCCUCGAAGAUGAUCCCGAGCUUACCAUGCCCGUUGCUGCCAUCGAGGCACUUGUCGAAGCUAUCGCGCAGAGCUCUGUCUCUACCGUCGCAGAGACCCUAGACCUCCUCGAACGUCACACGGCAGCCCUGAAGGCCUCGAUAGCCAAUCCUAUUUCCCUCUCUGCCGGGACAGAUCUAUUCCAGCGCUACCUCAUCACCACGCUCAACCGUCCCGCGAGCUUGAACCUAGGACCCGACGACGAUUUCCGAGCGAUACGUAACCAUUUGCUUUCCAAUGGCAAGCUCUUUGUUGAGCGGGCAAAGCAAAGUAGGGAGAAGAUUGCCAGCUUCGGCAAGCACUUCAUCCGCGACGGGGCUACCGUGCUCACAAACGGCGGUUCAAGAGUAGUGGGUGCGCUACUGAGAAGGGCAGCAGAGUCGAGCACGAUCCGUUUCAGGGUCAUUUACGUGCUCCCAUCGUCGAUUUCAUCCGAUUCAACGGAAGGUGAACAGACCGUCGCCGAUCUUCGCGAGCACAACGUACCGGUAGCUACCAUUCCAGAUUCGGCAGUCGCAUACUCCUUGGGCAAGGUCGAUAUGGUGAUCGUCGGGGCAGAAGGCGUUGUAGAGAAUGGCGGUAUCAUCUCCCGCAUGGGAACCUACCAAAUGGGUGUGCUAGCCAAGAGCAAGGGGAAGCCAUUGUACGUCGUCGCAGAGAGUCAUAAGUUCGUCAGACUGUAUCCGCUGAGCCAGUUCGACCUACCCAUCGAGCAGAAGGUUCUCGACUUCAAAGUCACAGAAGAACCUACGCUCAAGGAGGAUAAGAGCAAGGAUGGAGAACAGAGAAAUGUUUUCGACGAGGCCAUUGCCGAUAUGACCUCGAAGCAGGGCUCUGGUACCGGGCUCAAUGCUCACGAUGCAGUGGACUUCACGCCCCCCGAUCUAAUCUCGGGCAUCAUCACCGAGUCAGGCGUCCUCACACCUUCUGCCGUGUCAGAAGAGCUGAUUAAGAUCUGGUUCUGAGCCCUCCCUCAGCACACCUACCUUGACCGCUCCAAACAUGCUUAUAUACCCACACGGAAGCCAUUAAUCGCCUGCGAUUCGUGCUCACAUGAGUGCUAGGCCCCUCGAAGGAGGACUCCCCUUUCUGCACGCGUUACGCUCCCGCCGCAACAAGCGUAGCACAUCUGAGGAGAAAAGCCACGAGUGACAUGGGAAUGCACUGGGGCAAGUAUACGUCGACCUAAACGAGAAUGAGGUCGAGUAAAGGCGGUUGUCGAGAAUGGAGCGGUAUACGUAAGACCGCAACACGAAAGCGAAUGCGUGAUGGCUGGCGGAGAAUCACAGAGCCGCAACAUAUGAAACCUAGUAGAUCUAUUCAAUGGUCAAAUGUUCGGUAUUCAAGGAAGGAGUACUUUCCUGUAACAUAUAGCUGAAUGUGAAGCAUGUCAAAGAUGUCAAAGGUAUUGACUGCAGUAGCAACCACUAACACACGUUUUCAGCAAUAGCU